AUGGAAAGGAGGUUGCUUGCGAGUUUGUGGAGUGUUCGAGGGAUCACGUUUUACACCGGCUCAGUGAUCUUGGUUAUUCUUGCUCUUUGUGGUUGGAUUAAUUCUCACACGAAUGGACUGACCCGGGACUUUCUGGGAGCCUUCAGCAACCCACACACCAGCUUACUCAUGCAUCCGUGGUUCAUGUUUCUGGGUGUUCUGAACAGCCUGGGCAACAGAGAUGUGAAUGAUGAGAUGCUACAAGAAUGGGAAGGAGUACAAUUGCCUAUUGCAUUUCCAACAUGUGGACACAGUCUGCAAAUCCUGCUGUGGCAAGGGUCAAAAUCACGCUCAGACAAAUUCUAUACCUUGCACAGCUGGUUUGGGCUCAUCACCAUACUUUACCUCGCCCUACUGUAUGAUGAAAUGCAAAACAAAUGUGUGAUUUUUGGAUUUUCGUUGGCUGCUAUUUCUGCUGUCACCGGAGCAGUUACGGCUGCAGCCCAUGAUUUGCCUACAGAUGUGGUUUCUUCGGAAUAUUCGAAAUUUUCGCCGGACAGUCAAGCCUUGAACCGUGUUGGGAUCGCCUUAGUUGCUUAUGCAAUUGCAACAAUGAAUGCUUGCAAGAAAAGCGUCAACGCUGCACAAGUCAAGGAAAAUCACGUGCACUUUUUCUGGAUUGGCAUGCAAUUUCAUCUCAUUUUUGUGCGUACUCGUGGGAUUUAUUGGGAUCGCUGUUUGGCAUGCGUCCGAAGCCCAAGAGAUCAGUUGUCGACAAAAUAUUCCAAGUUCUGUCCACAUGGAAUGGCUCUGAAUGCCUUCGGUAUUUCCUUCGCAGGAUAUGCUGCAGUAACCCUGUAUGUUUUGCUGGUUCAGUGA
Messenger RNA from Notodromas monacha, 858 nucleotides. NCBI's taxonomy places the organism in Eukaryota, Metazoa, Arthropoda, Ostracoda, Podocopida, Cyprididae. The record is from the annotation of a GenBank genome assembly.